AUGAUCAUGGAUAUCAUCAUCAGCAGCAGCUCCAGCAGCAGCAGCAGCAGCAGCAGCUCCAGCAGCAGCAGCAGCAGCAGCAGCAGCAGCAGCUCCAGCAGCAGCAGCUCCAGCAACAGCAGCAGCAGCAGCAGCAGCAGCAGCAGCUCCAGCAGCUCCAGCAGCAGCAGCUCCAGCAGCAGCAGCUCCAGCAGCAGCAGCAGCUAA
Messenger RNA from Monoraphidium neglectum, 207 nucleotides. RefSeq lists its product as hypothetical. The record is from RefSeq and is a predicted model, not a curated record. The transcript has a single exon. Lineage: Eukaryota; Viridiplantae; Chlorophyta; Chlorophyceae; Sphaeropleales; Selenastraceae. The coding region runs from base 1 to 207 and encodes 68 amino acids.